Messenger RNA from Manduca sexta (tobacco hornworm), 1948 nucleotides. Its product is annotated as lactosylceramide 4-alpha-galactosyltransferase. The transcript is spliced from 3 exons. Bases 484 to 1548 code for a protein of 354 amino acids. Gene Ontology annotation, biological process: glycosphingolipid biosynthetic process. The record is from RefSeq and is a predicted model, not a curated record. NCBI's taxonomy places the organism in Eukaryota, Metazoa, Arthropoda, Insecta, Lepidoptera, Sphingidae. Gene Ontology annotation, molecular function: hexosyltransferase activity.
UUGUGCGGCACACACAGACUAACACAUAAAACUUGUAUAUUGUUCGCCCAGUGUGCCUCAAUUGUAUAAGGGCAUUUAGAAUCCGUAAAAAAAUAUUUUCCAAACAAUGAUGAAUAAGUUUAUUCUUGUAGAGUUUGUUACUCGUGUAAAUUAAAAUACCAACAAAUUCCGCUCGAGGUUAAUAAAAUUCAUAAUUACAUUAUCUGCUGGGCGAUUUUUAUCACGUAAAAUGUUAAUAUCGAAAUGAAGAAACGAAUGAAAAAGAAUCUGGAUAUAAAAGAUUUGAAAACAUGCUUGCUUAAGUAACGCAAAUUCCUCUCCAUUCCUAACAAAGUGGUUUACAAACAUGUGUCCAAAAUAUUUACAAUUGUGAAAUUACAGACGGCCUAAACUCCUAUAUGACAUUAGUAUUCUAGGCACAGACGAAUAAACAUCUAGCGAUAUCUAGUAACGUAAAUUAAAAAGUAAAGACGUAGUAAAAUUAUGAAUAAAAAUAAGCAAUUAAAUUGUAUUUCAAAAAAAUAUUUUGUACUAAACACUUUCUCCUGUAUAAUUUUAAUAAUUAUUUACUUAACAAUGUACAAAGAAAACAUAGAUGAUAUUGCAUCUGACUCAGAAAUGUAUUAUUGGCAAUCGUCGCUGCUGAAUAAUAAUAUAUCCUGCGUCUACAAUAAUAAAUCUGAUGUUCUACCGUCUUUAGAAGAUCACGUACCUCCAGAGAAAUCUAUUUAUUUUAUUGAAACAUCGUGCCGAAACGGAUUAAAUUCGAGAGAAGCGUGCGCAGUGGAAUCAGCCGCGAAAGCUCAUUCAAAAUGGCAGAUAAAUGUUCUUUUUUCCAACGCAAUAACAGCUGAUACAAUGAACAUGAGUUCUUUGACAACUUUAAAAGGAUUCCAUAAUGUAAAACUAAUGAAAAUAGACAUCAAGAAAAUAAAAAAAUUCAGUCAAUUAGCUAACAAAAUUAUCAAUAAAAGUAUAUACCCUGCAGAACAACUUUCGCAUUUACUAAGAUUUGAAACAUUACGGACUUGGGGCGGGGUUUAUUUAGAUUUUGAUGUGAUUGUGGUAAGAUCCUUCGAUUCGCUGCCGAAGAACUGGGUGGCCCGGGAGACUGCCAAUAGCAUAGGUUCAGCGAUACUAGCUUUUGCAAGAGAUGAUGUCGGAAGGAAUUUCUCUGAAGCUAUUUUGAGAGAAAUUAACAGUACAUUUGUACCGAAUGAUUGGUCUUACAAAGGAUCUGAUACAGUAACCAGAGUAUUUCGGAGGAAAUGCACUCCUCGAAAACCUGUGGACUGGUCUGCAAGAACUUGCCAAGACUUCAACGUGUUCGAUCCCACGCUAUUUUAUCCAGUAGGCGAUUUCCAAAGUAAAGUUUAUUUGCGAGAAGGGCAUUUGCGAGUUGGAGGGGUCUAUACACAUCACAUGUGGAAUCAAAAAACUAAAGGAGCCAUUAUUCAUAAGGAUUCACCGUAUGCUAGAUUGGCGCGAAGAUUUUGUCCUAGAAUAUACAAAACGUUUGGCCAAAUGUUUGGCGAGGACGGCAUUUAAUACGUCUAAAUGUUUAUUAUGUAUAUUUCCAUAACAGUGUGAUUAGGAUUUUCUUAAAAAAUAUUUUAUCAUUUAGGUAGGUGGUAACUUGCACGCUGUGUUGAAUUAAAAUUAAAAAGUAUAAACAUGUUAUAACAAUAAGGUACAUUAUUUAAUAGCUCUAUUCUAAAGUAGAACCAGUCUAUUGAAACACGCACGUCGUACCUAGCUAUUUCGGUUGAUUGAAUUCAUAGACUAAUAUAUAAUACUGGAAAAUUGAAUUUAUUUUACACAGUAUAAUAUUUGAAAUUUAUAACACCAUUGUUUUUUUCUCUCACUAUGAUACAGUCGGCCUUAGGUUAUAGUAAACUUGAUAUUGAAAAUAUUGAAUAUUUUUUUACGUUUAUCCUCAAACUUUUAA